UGCAGGAUGUCUACUGAGGUCAUUCAUCAGGUUGAAGAGGCACUUGAUGAAGACGAGAAGAAAAUGCUUCUUUUUAUGUGCCGGGAUGUGGCUGCAGAUGUUGCUCCGCUUAAUGUCAGGGACCUUCUGGAUAUUUUAAGUGAGAGAGGAAUGCUGUCUGCCAUGGGCUUGGCCGAGCUGCUCUACAGAGUGAGGCGGUUUGACUUGCUCAAGCGGAUCUUCAAGAUGGACAGAAAGGCAGUGGAGGCCCACCUGCUCAGGCACCCUCGCCUUAUUUCGGACUAUAGGGUGCUGAUGACAGAGAUUGGUGGUAAUUUGGAAAAAUCUGAUCUGUCCUCAUUAUUUUUCCUCAUGAGGGAUUAUACUGGUCGAAAAAAGGUAGCCAAGGAUAAGAGUUUCCUAGAUCUUGUGAUCGAAUUAGAGAAACUUAAUCUGAUUGCUCCAGAUCAAUUGGAAUUACUAGAAAAAUGCCUGAAGAACAUCCACAGAGUAGACCUGAAGACAAAAAUCCAGAAAUACAAGCAAUUGGCUCAAGGAGCUGGGACAAGUUAUACAAAUUCACUCCAGGCAUCAUUCCCAAAUUUGAGUCUUAAGGAUCCUUCAUGUAACUUAAGGCUCCAGAAUGGGAGAAGUAAAGAACAAAGACUCAAUGUGGGACAACUUGACCUUCAAAGAGAAUCAGUGAAGGCAUCCAUCCAGGAAUCAGGAGCAUUUCCACCGCGGCACAUACCAGAAGAGAGAUACAGGAUGCAGAGCAAGCCCCUAGGAAUCUGCCUGAUAAUCGAUUGCAUUGGCAAUGACACAGAGUUUCUUCGGAACACCUUUACUUCCCUGGGCUAUGAAGUCCAGUAUUUCUUGUAUCUGAGGAUGGACAGUAUCAUCCAGAUUCUUCGCCAAGUUGCCCGCAUGCCCCAACAUGAAGACUAUGACAGCUUUGUGUGUGUCCUGGUGAGCCGAGGCGGCUCCCACAGUGUGUUUGGCGUGGAUCAGACACACUCGGGUUUCCCUUUGGAUCAGGUCAGGAGGAUGUUCAUGGGAGAUGCAUGCCCUUCUCUCUUAGGGAAGCCAAAGCUCUUUUUUAUUCAGAACUAUGUGGCGUCAGAGGACCCGCUGGACAACGGCAGCUUGCUGGAGGUGGAUGGACCAGCCGUCAACAAUGUGGAAUCCAAAGCCAAGCAGCCUGGGCCAGGCACCAUUCACCGAGAAGCGGACUUCUUCUGGAGCCUGUGCAAGGCGGAUGUGUCCCUGUUGGAACGGCCCUCCAGCUCUUCUUCAUUGUACCUGCAGUGCCUCUCCCAGAAACUGGGGAAAGAAAGAAGACGCCCGCUCCUCGAACUCCACAUUGAACUCAAUGGCAGCGUGUAUGACUGGAACAGCAGAGUGUCUGCUAAGGAGAGGUACUAUGUCUGGCUGCAGCAUACUCUGAGAAAGAAGCUUGUCCUCUCUUGCAAAUGA
Odobenus rosmarus divergens (Pacific walrus) is the source of this 1455-nucleotide messenger RNA. RefSeq names its product CASP8 and FADD-like apoptosis regulator (gene CFLAR). The coding region runs from base 7 to 1455 and encodes 482 amino acids. The record is from RefSeq and is a predicted model, not a curated record. Lineage: Eukaryota; Metazoa; Chordata; Mammalia; Carnivora; Odobenidae. Gene Ontology annotation, molecular function: cysteine-type endopeptidase activity; protein binding. The transcript is spliced from 9 exons. Gene Ontology annotation, biological process: negative regulation of extrinsic apoptotic signaling pathway via death domain receptors; proteolysis.